Cuscuta epithymum is the source of this 3496-nucleotide messenger RNA. Lineage: Eukaryota; Viridiplantae; Streptophyta; Magnoliopsida; Solanales; Convolvulaceae. The record is from the annotation of a GenBank genome assembly.
UUCAAACGUUAACAAACUGCUCCGUCAAAUCCCAGCACGUUCGUUUCUUGCUGCCAAGGUCCAACCAAAAACCAACUCCUAAUCCAGGAAAACCGUCUUCUUCCCUGCGCAACUCAAAGGGUGGCAGACACUGGAAGGAUUCUUGUUUCCUAUUGAAACCAGGAAAACACUCCAAAUCCCCUUUCUUACAAAAUUGAAGGAUGCCCGUUUUUUAUUAGCUUCGUAUUCCGAUAAAAAAAGAAGGCACAUAAGGUAAAGAUGGAUGAAGAGAGCAAAGAACCUUCUUCUCACGAGCUGGCAAAUGAAUGUGAUAAUUCAGCUUCUCUUAGUUCAACCGAGUGUAGGGAUUCUCUUUCAAGUAACGAAAAAGAAGACCAUGUUGAAUGUAGUAAAGAACAUGAUACAAGAAUGGAAGUUGAUGAGGGUGAGUUUAAAAGGAUUUCAGACUUAUCCUUUGGUGAGGUAUGUGCACUGCAAUUUGUUAGUGAAGAAGAAGCUUAUGAAUUUUACACGAAGUAUGCCAGAUGUCAUGGAUUUGUGGUAAGAAAGCAUAAUGUAGGCCGUAACAAAAGAAAAAAUGUGAUUGCGCGUCACUUUGUUUGCAACAGACAAGGGUUUAGAAACCCAAAGCAUUUGACAAGGAUUGACAGGAAAAGAGGUCAUAGACCUCUGACCAGAACUAAUUGUGAAGCAAGGUUCCAUAUACGCUACCAGGCAAGUCAUUCAUGUUGGAUAGUCACAUGUUUUAAUGAUAAUCAUAACCAUGAAUUGACCCCUUCAAGAUAUGUGCAUUUAUUACCUGCUUAUCGUGGUUUGUCUGAUUUAGAUAAAGCACAGGUUGAUAGCCUUCACGGGGCUGGAAUUAGAACAUGUCAUAUUAUGGGGUACAUGGUGGCACAAAAAGGUGGGUAUAAUAGUGUUGGAUUCACAAGGAAAGAUCUAUACAACUAUUUUGGUAGCAAAGCACAUGAUGAGAUUAAAGAUGGGGAUGCGAUUGCAGCAUUAAGUUACCUCCAUGGAAAGGCAGACAACGACCCAAUGUUAUAUGCCAAAUUCUCAACUACUGGUGAUGGUAGACUAAGCCGUCUUUUUUGGGCAGAUGGUGAUAGCAGAUUUGCUUUUUCAUGUUUCGGUGAUGUCCUUGCUUUUGACACGACGUACAAGAAGAACAAGUACAAUUAUCCUCUUGUUAUUUUCUCAGGAUGCAAUCACCAUUUACAAACGACAAUAUUUGGUUGUGCUUUGGUCGCGGAUGAAACAAUUGAAACGUAUAAGUGGGUACUAGAAUCUUUUUUGGAAGCAAUGGGAAAUAAACAUCCCAAAGCGGUAGUGACAGAUAGUGACGGAGCUAUGAGGGAGGCUAUUAAACAGGUAUUUCCUGCUGCAUUUCAUAGACUAUGUGCGUGGCACCUACACAAGAAUGCUUGUGAAAAUGUGAAGAUGCCUUCAUUUCUGAAAGAUUUCAAGACUGCUAUGUAUGCUAAUUUUACACGUGAAAGAUUUGAGACGUUUUGGGAAACUAUGGUUGAAAAACAUGGCCUGAAGGAGAACAAAUGGGUUCUCAAGACAUACAAUAACAGGUAUUUAUGGGCUACAUCAUAUUUGCGUGAUCAAUUCUUUGGUCGUUUGCGCACUACAUCACAGUGUGAAUCUAUUAAUGCAAUUAUAAAGGCAUAUAUAAGGAAAAAAUGCAGUUUUUUUGAAUUUAUGCACAAUUUUGAGAAGGCUUUGAGAGAGUAUAGAAAUAAUGAGUUUGUUGCUGAUUUUAAGUCCCUUUAUACAACACCAGUCCUAACAACAUCACUUCAGAAUAUAGAGGAGGAUGCUGCAAAAAAAUUUACAGAAGAGAUAUUUCAAGAAGUCAAAGAUCAAAUCAUAUUGGGUUGUGCAUUAAUUGUUAAAGAGCGAUUGGUAAAUGGGGAUGAACUCAUAUUCCGAUUAACGAAGUAUUGCUAUCCCGAUUCAGAAACUGUUGUUGUUUAUCAUACACGUAAGUUUGAAUUUUCUUGUGCUUGUAAGCGCUUUGAGUCCCGCGGCAUUCCUUGCUCACAUAUCAUUUGCGCAAUGAAAGAGGAACAUGUUGACCAUAUUCCAGACCAUUUGGUUUUAACGCGAUGGUCAAAAAAUGCAAAAACUUCUUUGUUGUCAUCAUCAAGUUCGUCUGAGUCUGUUGAUCCAGAUGUCAUGGAGCUGGCUCGAUUUGGAGCAUACAGUGGUGCAUGCAUGACAUUUUGUAAAGUCGCUGCAACAAGAAGUGAAUUGUACAAUGAAGUCAUGGAUGACAUAUUUCACCUUACCGAAAAGUAUGAGGCAUUAGAGAAGAAGCAGUUAGGUGACCCUAUUGGUACAGAAGGUUCAUCAGUGAAGCACAUAGGUGAUCCUAAUAUGGUGAAGACUAAAGGAGCUCCAAAGAAGAACAAAUUAAGUAUGAAGAGGUUGAGACAUUGUUCAAAUUGUGGUAGCACAAGACAUAAUGCAAGGACAUGCAAGAAUGAAAAGGGUAAACAUGAUAAUGAGUUAUCUCAUUCGGAUGGUGCUGAGUUUAGCAUACCAUCUGGUCAUUUGGUGAAAGGGGUUUCUCCUUCUAAACGUAGUGGUAGCCAUGAUCGGAAGUCAAAGAUAGCUAAAGAAUAUUCACAGGAUUUAGAUAAAGAUGGUAUGAUCAAAGGGGUUUCCUCUGCUCUUGGGAGCUAUCCUGUUAUGUCUCACACACAAAAUAUGUCUCACGCAAUGCAAUUUCCAAGAUAUGAGUGUGGCAGUUCAGGCCAAACGAUGUUCAACAUUCCUAGCUCUCCUGGAAUUCCUUUUUAUCCUCAUACUAUCCAAUCUGCUAUUCCUCCCCAAGCCUCGCAGUUCUGUUUUGGAGUUCCUGAUGUCAAUAAUGGCGUAACUUAUGAUUUUGAUAGAUCAAUUCAAAGUCGUACAGACAUUCCUAACUUUCCUAUAGUUCCUGGGUAUCCCAAUAAUACCACAACUGCUAUGAUUUCUCAAACACCGCAGUCAUAUUUUGCAGCCCCGCCUAUGAAUAAUCGAUCAUCAUAUCUUGGAUUGCUUCAACAAGUCAUGAAAAAUAGUGUGCCUAAGAGUUAAUCAUGUUACAACAUGUACAUUAUAUUUACAAGAUUGUCUUCACAAAUUACGACACUUCUACAACCUGAAGGCAGAGAUUAGCAACAUCUGAAAGAGUGUUUUGGAUAGAAUGAUGACACUUUCAUGUAAAACGCACAUAACGUCAAUAGUUGAUUUUGUUUUUUCUGUCUAGCUGAUGUUGUGUAUUUGGUGCUUUUCAUAGGCGAUGUUAUCAUUGUUUUUCAAUUAUUAUAAGCAUGGCUGAGUUAUAGCAUUAAAGGAAAACUUGAGCAUGAUUCACCAAAGAUUAAUGCUUAUAAAAAAUAUGUUCCCUAUAAGAGACAAAGUUGGCUUCAGUAGGAAUCUUUGUAAUGCCACCCCAUCCACUUUAACUUAUUUAUAUAGAUAUUGUCAUAUUGAUCUCUUA